This is a messenger RNA of Hydatigera taeniaeformis, 933 nucleotides long. The record is from the annotation of a GenBank genome assembly. NCBI's taxonomy places the organism in Eukaryota, Metazoa, Platyhelminthes, Cestoda, Cyclophyllidea, Taeniidae.
AUGAGUGAUUCAGGUAAUUGGUGCUUGAUCGAGAGUGAUCCAGGAGUCUUUAAUGAACUUAUGUAUGGGUUUGGCGUUGAUGGCCUUGAUUGCAUCGAAGUUUACGACACUCGCAAUACGGAUGCAUUUAGUGACGCUCUUGGUCUAAUUUUUUUAUUCAAAUGGGACGGGAACGGGUGGGACGCCUCGAAAUCGCUAGACUAUGCAGAGUCAGGUUCGAUUUUCUUUGCGAAACAGGUUAUUACAAAUGCCUGUGCUACUCAGGCUCUUAUCAAUGUCCUUUUCAAUUUGCCUCCCAAUUCGCUGAAGCUCGGUGAUACCUUAACCGAUUUCAAGUCAUUCGUUUCCGACUUCGAUAGUCAGAUGAAAGGUACUGCUCUGGCAAAUUGUGAUAAAUUACGUUUGGCGCACAAUAGUUUUGCCCGGCCACAAGUUUUUGAAAUUACCUUGAAUAAGCCGUGCAAACCCGAAGACAUCUAUCACUACGUUGGAUUUGUCCCCAUUAGCGGUGCAGUUUAUGAGUUAGAUGGAUUGGAACCACAUCCCAUUCGCGUUGCCUCCAUCCCUGAAGGCACAUCGUGGCUUGAUGUAAUCUUGCCAAUCAUCACCAAAAAGAUGAGUGAAUGUGUAGACGGUAGAUUUAAUCUAAUGGCCCUUGUACCCAGUCGCCUGCAGAUGUACGAAACUCGAGCAGCCGAAUACCUAACCAACCCACCGGAGGAUAAAAAUCUGAUCGACCAAAACGAGUACUGCAUCUUUGCAGAAAGGGCAAGAAUAGCUGAACAACGAAGUGAGAACAAUCGUCGACGUCACAACUACCUCCCUUUCAUCAUGGAAUUGCUCAAAGUUCUCGCUGAGAAGAACCUCCUCACAGACGUUGUACACCGUGCCAGAGAAAAAUCUCAAAGUGUUCAGACCUCCACUAAGGCCUGA